CCGAAAAAAAAAAAAAGGGUCCAAAACAGCCCAAAAAACCCAAUCUUCUAAGAUUCAGACUUAUUCAGAUAUUCUGCUCUCUUUUCUCCAAACUCCUUUGCUCUCAUCCUUAAACAAUUAUGGGAUUAGCUAAUUACAUAACAGCGGUUCUCAAUUUCGCAGCCUUCCUUUGCUCCAUCCCCAUCAUUGCAGCCGGCAUCUGGUUCGCCCAAAAGCCUGACAACGUUUGCAUCCACCUUUUUCGGUGGCCUGUCAUUGUCCUUGGCUUCCUCAUCCUCCUUGUCUCCCUUGCUGGUUUUGUCGGCGCCUGCUUCUACAAGAAGACUCUCUUGGCCUUCUAUCUUUGCUGUAUGGCCAUCCUCAUUGCUCUCCUCCUCAUCUUGUUGGUCUUUGCUUUCGUAGUUACUAGGCCUGAUGGCAGCUACGAUGUGCCUGGAAAGGGUUACAAGGAGUACAGGGUUGAUGGCUACUCCAGCUGGCUUAGAAACCGCAUAGUUGACUCCAAGAGCUGGAAUAAGAUCAGGUCUUGUCUAGCUGACACCGAUGUUUGUCCUAAGCUAAAUCAACAAUACAUCACCGUUGAUCAAUUCUUUGCCGCUCAUCUCUCUCCUCUUCAGGCAAGAUGUUGUAAGCCUCCUACAGCCUGUGGCUACAAUUUUGUGAACCCAACUGUGUGGACGAACCCGACGAACCCAACUGGGGACCCUGACUGCUAUCUGUGGAGCAAUGACCAGACCCAACUCUGCUAUAACUGCAAAUCGUGCAGAGCUGGUCUGUUGGGGAACUUGAGGAGUGAAUGGAGGAAAGUGAACAUAAUUCUCAUAGUGGCAGUGGUGGUACUGAUAUGCGUCUAUGUAAUUGCCUGCAGUGCUUUGAAGAAUGCUCAAACGGAGGACCUUUUCCGUCGCUACAAACAGGGUUGGAUUUAAUAAAUCUUUCAAAACCCUCCCCGCUUUGUAAUUUUUCCAUUGCAAUUUGCUUGCUUUUACUUUCAUCUUUUUUGUUGAAUGCAUCUGUUAGUCAAUAAUGUCGUGUAUAUAUUCCAAUUC
Molecule: messenger RNA, 1049 nt
Organism: Gossypium raimondii (Peruvian cotton)
Lineage: Eukaryota; Viridiplantae; Streptophyta; Magnoliopsida; Malvales; Malvaceae
Product: tetraspanin-2
Exons: 2
Coding region: 120-929 (269 amino acids)
Biological process (GO): auxin-activated signaling pathway
Cellular component (GO): plasmodesma; plasma membrane
Source: RefSeq, a predicted model, not a curated record